This is a messenger RNA of Nerophis lumbriciformis (worm pipefish), 1905 nucleotides long. NCBI's taxonomy places the organism in Eukaryota, Metazoa, Chordata, Actinopteri, Syngnathiformes, Syngnathidae. The record is from RefSeq and is a predicted model, not a curated record.
AUGAUACAGGGCAGUUCAAAUUUAGUAAGGUAUUCUAAACUCUGUCAUCCUGACUGCGACGGUCAGCACGACGAUGGUUUGCAUGAAGUCCCGUUGUUCUUUGUUUUAACUUAUCAGAGAUAUGAGGGGGACACCAGAGAAGGCAUGUUCCAUGGGAGAGGAACUGCCAAGUUUAAAGGAGGCCAUUCUUAUACGGGUAUGUUCUCCUUGGGAGCUAUGCAUGGACAAGGCGUCUUUACCUGGGCUGACAAGGUGACUUAUGAGGUAGGACAUGUGCUCACUGAACAGGGCGAGUUUGUGCGCAACAUGCCGAUGGGCCAGGGUAAGUAUACUUGGCCAGACGGCAGUACUUAUGAAGGUGACGUGUGGUAUGGUGUCAGGCAUGGCAAUGGAAUCCACAAAAGCGGCAAUGUGACAUACAAAGGGCAAUGGAAUCACAGCAGGAGGCACGGAAAGGGUACUGUGUAUUACAACCAAGAAGAGACAUCUUGGUACAAAGGCAACUGGGUGUUGAACGAAAGAGUGGGCUGGGGAGUAAGAUGCUACCCCUCUGGAAACAUUUAUUUUGGUGAGUGGAAGCAGAAUUUGAGAUAUGGAGAGGGCACCAUGAGGUGGCUGAGUCUGGGACAGCUCUACGUUGGGAACUGGCAUGACGGGGUCCAGCAAGGCCACGGCACACACGUGUGGCUCAUGAAACGAACUGAGCCUGGAGCAGAAUUCCGUCCCAGCAAUCAGUACACGGGGAAUUUUUUCCAGGGUUACAGGCAUGGACCGGGAAUCUUUUACUACGCUGGCGGGGCCAUCUAUGAAGGAGGAUGGCAGGACAAUAAAAAACAUGGGAAGGGAAAGGUUACCCUUAAGGACGGCUAUGAAUUUGAAGGACAAUUCCUUAAUGACAAGAUGGUAUCUCCCAUUAUGACAGCAAACCAAGCCCCUGUUCUACAUGGUAUGGCUGAAUCUCUGGGACCGGACAUGACUGUCAACAUAGAUUGCGCUUUGGAAAAAAUCCCAAAUAGAAACCAAGCUGUUGAGCACAAACAAGUUAGGUUUUUACUGCUCAGGUACAAGACAGAGCUGAGGUCCAUCUAUCGCUUCUAUUGCCGACUGGGCCAACCUCAGAUUCCAGGCGGCGCCUUCUUGCUGUCCCGCAUGCAGCUGUGGCGCUUGCUCAAAGACUGUUACGUUCACCAUCGGUGCGCCAGCUUGGCGCAGCUCGACCUUUACAUUCGAGAUAACCCAGACCCAGCAGAGGUUCACUCCCCCUUUACUCCCAUAAUGCUCAGUCGCUUCCUCAGCUGCCUUGUGAUUAUUGCCUACCACAUCUAUCACAAAGAAUUGGAGUCAUCAAAUUACAUCCUGGCUGAAUGCUUCUCCAAAUUGCUGACGGAUGACAUUUUUCCAAAUGCCAAAAACGUCAAAGGCUUCCUUUUUAAACCACCAGAACGAACAAUUGUGGCUGUGGACUUCCUCACAAAAUCGUGGAAGGUUUAUCAGGCCUACUGCAAGGUCAACAAACCCCCUAGGGAUGACAGCACCAUGACAAACCGCCACAUACUGUGGAUGUAUCAGGAUCUCGACCUUUACGAUAGCGAUUUGACCAUCUCUAGGGUAAUGGAGAUCCUCUCUGCAGAGACCCUUGAUCCCAGCAAUAUGUCUGCCUGCAUGGAAAUAGAGAUUGUAUUCCUGGAGUUUUAUGAGGUUCUUCUUGGUUGUGGGGAGGUCAAGUGUCAGCAGAUGACUGGUCCUUACCCCAAGAUUGGACCAUCGCGAUCCUCAUCAGCACUAGCUCGUCAGUGGCAACAAACGCUGGCCCAAGACCGUGAACUGGAUGCAUGGAGUCAUAAAAUCCAUCAUUUCUUCAAACAGAUCUUCUUCCCUGCUGUUGACCUGCUUCACUUACUGUAA